Messenger RNA from Suillus paluster, 1473 nucleotides. RefSeq lists its product as uncharacterized. The transcript is spliced from 4 exons. The record is from RefSeq and is a predicted model, not a curated record. NCBI's taxonomy places the organism in Eukaryota, Fungi, Basidiomycota, Agaricomycetes, Boletales, Suillaceae. The coding region runs from base 1 to 1473 and encodes 490 amino acids.
AUGCCACGAAAGAGGCCCUCACACAUAGCAAACCUUCAAGGUUCUUGCGCUGGUCAGAAACGACAAAAGCUCAGUGAGAAGAUGGAAAAUACUAAGACAGCACCUUUCCCUGGGUCACACCCGACAAAUCCCCCUCUCUGUCACUCAAAAGUACCAGUCAUUCCAAGUCCAACUGUAAUCAAUGACUGGGAACCUUGUGGUCGAAAGACUACCACUGUAGACUCAGAGGACUCGGAUGCAGAUGAAACAGACGAAGAGUGGGAGGAAGACGAGGAAGUCACCGAGGAUAACAUACACUGGACACAACCUCCAUUCACUGCUGGACAAUACAUCCCUCCCCCAACUGUUGCUGAAGCAGCUGCUGCACUGAGUGAUCUCAAGCUCCUCAUUCAACCAUGUCAGACAUCGGGCAUUGGACACAAAGACCCGAAACUCGAUCUUUUGCUGCGGAGCCGGCUCGAAAAGAUGCGGAUGUUCCUAUGGAACUACACAAAGCCUGUUGGUGCCUGCAGGUGGCAAGCCGCAUCACUGAUGACUGCAAAUGCAUAUGAAAAGUCUACAUGGUUAGCAGGUUGUCUUCGUCAAUGGACGAGAGCUUACAUAUUGGACCGGAAUGAUCUCCCAUUCAAUAUCUAUGGCACCUGGAACUCAUCCAUUCUUGAAGACGAGGAUUUUAAAGGAGAGUUACUCCUCCAUCUACAGGGGAUCGGAAAAUGUACUCGCUCGGCUAAAGCUCAAGAAGCCCAUUUCACUCGCAACAGCACAACGUUGGAUGAAACAUGUGGGAUACUGAUGGUCAAAGACACCGACGGGACAGCACCACCAAUGACCGCUCGACGCGUUGUUAUCUGGAAUCAUGAUGAGUCAACAUACUAUGCGAAUGACCGCCGGAAAAUUCGAUGGGUGCAUAAAUCAGAGACUGCUGUACCUUAUGCAAAGGGUGAGGGUGCCUUGUUAAUGGUUGCUGACAUGGUCAGCCCUGACUAUGGAUGGCUACAGUCACCUGAUGGCAAGCAGCAUGCUCGUGUACUGUUCAAGGCUGGUAAAGCUCGCGAUGGAUACUUCACGACACAAAACAUACUCGAUCAGGCCUCAAAUGCAAUGGAUAUCCUAUGUGAUCAUUUCCCGGAUGAAGAUCAUGUCAUGGUCUUUGACAAUGCGACCACUCACCUCAAGCGUGCCGACGAUGCAUUAUCCGCUCGCAAAAUGCCCAAGUACCCCCCGAAGCAUGGAAAGGACUGGGAUGGAAGUGACUGGGGUGCAGGUAGACAGCCAAAGAACUGGGGAGUAGAGGUGAAUGUAGUGGAUGAGAAUGGGAAGCCGGUCUAUUCACCUAGCGGAGAGAUAAAGAAGACGAGGGUCAGAAUGUGUGGUGCCACAUUUGCAGAUGGCUCUCCCCAGUCAUUGUACUACUCUGAAGGCCACGAACUUGCAGGUGUCUUCAAAGGGAUGGCUACCAUACUCCACGAAUGA